UUCUCCCCACCCCAACAACCAUUAUUCAGAUUUCAUAAUACCAUAUAUCGUAGUACCCAACCCCCAUGGAUCCUAAUUAUGGAGAGUGGAAUUUCUCUGAGAUCAAGAUAGCGAAAGCUCUCAUUGCUAGCCACAAUGCCAAGAGUAGCUAUUCUAGUGACAUGAACAAUAAGCAAACUGACAUUAUAGACAUGCUCCAAGCAAGGUUUCCCACAAAAGAGAAGCAUAAGGUAACCAAACUGUAUGUUGAUCUCAUGUUGGAGAAGAUGCAGAUGAUAUUGAGUGGCAACCAACAUGCAACAAUGGGUAAGAAGCUUGUGAAUGACAAGUUUGGGAUGUCGAUAGAGGAUCCAGCCAUAGAUUUCAUGGGUGGUGAUUUAGUGGAGAAAAGGACGGCCAAAAGGAAGGCAAGGGAGGAUAUGAAUACCCACCUAGAUUCUCAGAAGGAGAGGCGGUACCGAAGGUUUUGGACCAUAGACGAACACAGGAAUUUCCUCUAUGGUUUGCGUGCAUAUGGUCGAAGCGACUGGAAGAACAUCUCAAAGCACUUUGUUACCACUAGGACGCCAAUGCAAAUCUCUAGCCAUGCCCAAAAGUAUUUCCAUAGGAUGGAGAACAUUGCUAGGAGGCAGCGGAGCAGCAUCAAUGACAUUGUCCUCCACGAUGAUGAACCCAGGGUGCAAAGUAAUGAUUCUAGCCUACAGAGGUUCACCUUCACCAGUGGAACCUACAACCCAAAUCAUUAUGGCUCUAGCAGCCAAUUUGUCGCCAUGAGUAACAUUGCCAAGCAUAUGUGGUUUCCAUCUGUAUGUUGUAUUGACCAAGAGAGCACCAGCAACAACCAAAUCACUACCUUAGAUAGAGGUGGGUCUGGUGGUUCUUGUGUGGCUCUAGAGGUGCAGGGGGUUGGGAGCAAGGCAAAACUAAUUAGUGAUUAGGAGGGAGAUUUUCUUGUUGGUCAAUGGAUGAUGAUGCUGAUGAUGAAAUAGGUGUUACAUCUAGCCAAGUACCCUAUGAUUCUUGGCGACCUAUUAGUUCAUCAUAUACAUGUGAAUUAAAUGUUAUAUCCAAUAGUAGGGAGGGCACAAUUUCGUCACAAUGAAACCUUUUGAAUUAUUA
Messenger RNA from Zea mays, 1119 nucleotides. RefSeq names its product myb-like protein I. The record is from RefSeq and is a predicted model, not a curated record. Gene Ontology annotation, molecular function: DNA binding. Bases 66 to 938 code for a protein of 290 amino acids. The transcript has 2 exons. NCBI's taxonomy places the organism in Eukaryota, Viridiplantae, Streptophyta, Magnoliopsida, Poales, Poaceae.